Mycena indigotica is the source of this 948-nucleotide messenger RNA. Its product is annotated as DNase I-like protein. Bases 1 to 948 code for a protein of 315 amino acids. Lineage: Eukaryota; Fungi; Basidiomycota; Agaricomycetes; Agaricales; Mycenaceae. The record is from RefSeq and is a predicted model, not a curated record. The transcript has 6 exons. Gene Ontology annotation, molecular function: catalytic activity.
AUGAUCGUUGUUCUCUCACCGUCGGGCGAUUACAACGUCGAAAACUUGACGCCAACUGGGAAGCACAUUCAGGAUGUCGCCAACCAUAUUGCCACAAAACUGCUAACGCCAGACAUCAUGUUUGUCCAAGAGAUUCAAGACAACUCGGGCUCAAAAGACGAUGGAGUAGUCAGCGCAAACGUGACGCUGUCUACGCUGGUCGCUGCUAUUGCCAACAUUAGUGGUGUUAGCUACUCGUGGGUGGAUAUCGAUCCCGUUGACGGCAAGGAUGGAGGCCAGCCAGGCGGGAACAUCCGACAGGCUUAUUUGUAUCGUGCGGAGAAGUUGAGCUUAUAUCAAGCGCCCGGUAUUAUAUCGCGGGUGGCGCACUGGACGCCGUUCAAGUGGUCAAUUCCAGACGCAAACCGAUUCUCAGGUCGCAUCGAACCCAAUAACACGGCUUGGCAGGACUCCCGGAAGCCACUCGCUGCGAUGUGGAGGACAGCGCAGGGCCAGACCUUGUUCACUGUGAAUCUCCAUCUCGUUUCCAAAGGUGGAAGCAGCACUGGACAGGGCGACGCGAGGCCUCCAGUAAACCAACCCGUUCAACAACGGACUGCCCAAGUUGACACUGUUGCGGCAUUCGUUAAAUCCAUACUCGAUAUCGACCGCCGAGCAAACAUCGUUGUUGCUGGAGAUUUCAACGAAUAUUCGCAAACUCGCUCAGUCUUUGCAUCGCUUACACCCUUGAUGACGGAUAUUGAAUCAGCUGCCUCCGUGCCUGAUGUUGAGCGGUACACCUACGUGUUCGACAACAACUGUGAGCAAUUGGAUCAUAUGUUCCUCUCGCCGUCUCUCAGUUGUGAGGGCGUCGCGGUUGAGCAUGUGCAUGUCAAUAAUUGGGCAGCGACUGCGAAUGACAGAGUGAGCGACCACGACCCGACAGUGGCCAAGAUAACUUUGUGUUGA